Messenger RNA from Bipolaris sorokiniana ND90Pr, 156 nucleotides. RefSeq lists its product as uncharacterized. Lineage: Eukaryota; Fungi; Ascomycota; Dothideomycetes; Pleosporales; Pleosporaceae. The annotation marks the transcript as partial. The transcript has a single exon. The record is from RefSeq and is a predicted model, not a curated record.
AUAGAUAAAGGCGGUCGAGAAUUAGUGCAAGGAGUUCCUCCUGGUGUUGCGGAAUCAUAUAGAGCCCUGGCAGAUCACAGUGGAGUCCCUGCCGCCACCCUCAACCGGCGUGCGAGGGGUGAGUGCUCGAUCGAGCAGAAGGCUAAACGUCAAUAA